Molecule: messenger RNA, 5535 nt
Organism: Scophthalmus maximus (turbot)
Lineage: Eukaryota; Metazoa; Chordata; Actinopteri; Pleuronectiformes; Scophthalmidae
Gene: rps6ka4
Product: ribosomal protein S6 kinase, polypeptide 4
Exons: 18
Coding region: 928-3282 (784 amino acids)
Biological process (GO): regulation of DNA-templated transcription; protein phosphorylation; intracellular signal transduction
Molecular function (GO): magnesium ion binding; ATP binding; protein serine/threonine kinase activity
Source: RefSeq, a predicted model, not a curated record
UGGCCGUCGCCCAGGUUGUGUCGAAAGCAUCCUGGCGUUAGCAGCCCCAAGCUAGCGUCCGACAAUAAACACAAAGUACGGUGUCAAUAUUUUCGUCAUGGGCGAAUCAUGAAAUCAUUAACCGGAGGACCGAGAAGAUAACGGGAUUUAACCAAACACCGGUGUGACGGCUGGUGUCGGAACAGGCCAGUUUUCACAGCCAACGAAACAUUAGCUUUAGCCGACGUUCAAACUUUGACGGGUAGUUGCGGCGACGCGCUUAGCUAGCUGCGAGCGGUGGACGUCCUGCUGCCGUGCGAGCUAGCGAGGCGACACGUCCUGCCGUCGCAGCGGCUCCGUUGUCUGACGAGCUCUGCAGCCGGCUCGCGUCGUGUCAGCCACACGAAGCAGCGUUGAUGUUUCUGUUCUGUUGACCAAGCGGCGUCAGCCAACUUGUGAAUAUUGACCAGCGCUACCGCCGAGCGGCUAAUGCUAACGCUAGCCACUUCCACAGUUGAACUUCAGCUGUUAAGUAACGCGCACGGUUAAUCGAGAGCAGCGUCGACGGUCCUUCUGUCGGCGGACAGUCCAUCACAACACUCAGCUGGCGCGUCGCUGGAGUCCGAACAGCUGCACGUUUAUUGUUUGGUGAUUUCAUUUUUUUUGUAUUUCGGCCAAUCACAUGAAAUAAAUGAUGCGAAACAGCAGCAUGUCGAAGGCGUGGGGGUUCACGUCAGGGCAGCGGCAUUGUCUAGAAAACACAGCUGCUCGGUCCUUUCGGUAAUCCCCCUAUACUGUCCAAUGCAGCUGCAGUAGGUUUGCUUCUUUAACAUUUGUUUGCGAAAUUGCCGCGCGUGUCAUAAUUUUUGAGAAUAGCAAAAACACUCGGCCGCCCAGCCGAUCGCAACCAGCCCGUCGGCUUCGGCCGCCUCGUCCUGUGUGUGCGUGAUGUCUGGGGACGCAUCCAGCAGCAGCGAUGACUCCGACGCCAAAAGCAACGAGAAGGCCUGCACCGUCAAGCACCUCAUCACCAACGCUAACCUCACAGGUCACUCUGAGAGGGUCGGCAUGGAGAACUUUGAGCUGCUUAAAGUCUUGGGCACUGGAGCUUAUGGAAAAGUGUUUUUGGUGAGGAAGAACAGCGGCCAUGAUGCGGGCCAGCUAUACGCUAUGAAGGUGUUAAAGAAAGCAGCUAUUGUUCAAAAGGCAAAGACAACAGAACAUACCCGCACUGAGAGGCAGGUGCUGGAGCACAUCCGCCAGUCUCCCUUCCUGGUCACGCUCCACUAUGCCUUCCAGACACAGAGCAAACUUCAUCUCAUCCUGGACUAUGUGAGCGGCGGGGAGAUGUUCACUCAUUUGUACCAGCGGGAUCAUUUUCCUGAGGAGGCAGUGCGGAUUUAUAUUGGGGAAAUAAUCCUGGCUCUGGAGCACCUGCACAAGCUUGGGAUUGUGUACCGAGACAUCAAAUUGGAAAACAUUCUUCUCGACAAUGAAGGCCAUGUGGUAUUGACGGACUUUGGUCUCAGCAAAGAGUUUCUGGAAGAAGAGAAGGAAAGGACCUACUCGUUUUGUGGCACCAUUGAGUACAUGGCGCCGGAAAUAAUCAGGGGGAAGUCGGGACAUGGCAAGUCGGUAGAUUGGUGGAGCCUCGGCAUCCUGAUGUUUGAGCUGCUGACGGGAGCGUCUCCUUUCACCUUGGAGGGAGAGAGGAACUCCCAGAGUGAGGUGUCAAAACGUAUUCUGCGCUGUGAUCCACCGUUCCCCUCUAUGAUCAGAGCGACUGCUCAGGAUCUGCUGAAGAAGUUGCUGGUGAAAGAUCCCCACAAGAGGCUGGGCUCUGGGCCGCGGGGGGCUGAAGACAUCAAGGCGCAUCCCUUCUUCAAGAAACUGAACUGGGCUGAUUUAGCACAGAAGAAGUUGCCAAGUCCGUUCAAACCGGAGCUGAAGAGUGAACUGGACGUGGGAAACUUUGCUGAGGAGUUCACCGGCAUGGAUCCUGUCUACUCUCCGGCGAGCACGCCUCCAAGCACUGGUCGCCUGUUCAAGGGCUACUCCUUCAUCGCUCCCUCCAUCCUCUUCAAUAAGAACGCAGUCAUGGGAGACUUUGUAGAAACCCAGAUUGGCGCUGAUCGACCCGGUUCGGCCUCUGUCCAACGAAGUGCAAUGUUGGAGGAAUCACAGUUUUUUCAGCACUACGAGUUGUGUCUCCUCGGGCCGCCCCUCGGCGAGGGCAGUUUCUCCGUGUGCAGGAAAUGCAGACAUAAGCAAAGUGGCCAUGAGUAUGCGGUCAAGAUUGUGAGCCGCAGAACGGAGGCGAACACUCAGAGGGAGAUUGCUGCUUUGAGGCAAUGUGAGGCUCACCCCAACAUCGUCAAGCUACACGACGUUUUUACUGAUCAGUACCACACAUAUUUAGUGAUGGAGCUCCUGCGAGGCGGGGAGCUGCUGGAGAGGAUCAAGAGGAAGAAACUUUUUGGCGAGGCCGAGGCCAGUCAGCUGCUGCAGAGCCUGUUCUCUGCUGUCAGCUUCAUGCACGAGGCCGGAGUCGUGCACAGAGACCUCAAACCAGAGAAUGUGCUGUUUGCAGACGAGGGGGAGGACUCGGUGCUCAAAGUAAUAGAUUUUGGAUUUGCCCGCCUGUGCCCCGCAGGCAGCGCCCCCCUACAGACUCCCUGCUUCACGCUGCAGUACGCUGCACCCGAACUUUUUGAGAGUGCCGGAUACGACAAGUCCUGUGACCUCUGGAGUCUCGGAGUCAUCCUGUACACCAUGCUCUCAGGCCAGGUGCCGUUUCAGAGCGAGCAACGUGGAAUGACCUCAUCGUACGCUGCUGACAUCAUGCAGAAGAUAAAGGAGGGUGAUUUCUCAUUGGACGGGGAGGCCUGGAAGGGCGUGUCGGAGGAUGCCAAAGAGCUUGUCAAAGGUCUGCUAACAGUGGAUCCAGAGAAUCGUCUCAAGCUCUCUGAUCUGAAAGAAAACAGCUGGCUGCAGGGUGGAGCUUCCAUGUCCACCACUCCGUUGUGCACUCCAGAUGUGCUGGAGUCCAGUGGGCCCACUGUUCGCACCUAUGUUAAUGCUACCUACAAGGCGUUCAACCGCGGUAAGAGAGAGGGCUUCUUUCUGAAAAGCGUCGACAAUGCUCCCCUUGCGAAGCGACGGAAGCUGAAGAUGACGAGUACAGGUGUAGAGACCCGGUGGAGCUCAUCCUCCUCCUCCUCCUCUUCUUCCACUUCGUCCUCUGCCUCUGCGACGGCAUCCAAAGCACCGCCAAAACAAACUGUGACCCCAAAGGAGAGCUAGCUUCAACGGCGGGGGGAGAGAAGAGCUGGGGAAAUGAAGCGGUAUGUGUUUACAGUGAUAAGAGUGAAGUCCUCCAGGGUCGCUUGCUUUCAGAAAAAACAUGCCGACAAACCGAAACGACUGGUUUUAGGUUUGUGUUCAGUUUUCAAAACAGAAUUGAAUUCCAUAUUUUAACGUUUUGUCAUAUUUCCCCCAGCACCAAGCAUGUAUUUUCCACUAGGGGACAACGGAGGAGGAGAUGGGAGAGGUCUAGUUUUUAUAUCUUUGAGAUGUACAGAAAUCUGUGGCCUUGAGACAAAUUUACACUUAGUCAGAACUCACUCGCCAUGAUUUGGUGACAUCGCACACUAAAAGUUAUAAUAAUGAGACAUUUACCUAUUUUCACUGUGGGUAAGAAAGAGUGCCUGGCUUUAUAGGGAUAAAGGGAAAAAGGAGCCAUAAAUGAGCAGAAGCCAUAUAUAUAUAUAAAUAUAUAUAUAAAGCAGUGAAUAUAUGAAUUGAGCCGUUGUGAAUACAAAUGGAUUUGCAAAAGCAAAUAAACAGUCCUUCCAGGAAUUUGCAAACUCAAUUAUUUGAUUGUAUCCUAUAAAUAAAAAUAAAAAACUGACAAAAAAACGUGGCCACAAGUGCUGUGCCCCACGUGGGCACUGUCCUGUGGUAACAUAACUGUUUUGUGAACUGUUUGUUUUUAAAAAUUUUAGGUCGGGCUUCAGUUCAGCUAUUUGCACUUUUUGCAGAGAAUGUAAUUGAUCGAAUGGUAAAAAAAUAAAUUAAAAAAGCACGUUUCUGGAAGGGCUGAGCACAAAGGAAAACUCUUGUGGGCGGUAUACACUUUUAUUAGAUUUGGUUGGAUGAAUUAUACCGUAUUCAGAAUCUUCUCUUAUUUGAUACAGGUUUUAACUGUGCGAUGGUCUGUAGUCCAAACCUCCGAUACACUACCAACUCCACAGAUCCCACUGAACACAAUGGAGCGCAUGUUUCGAUCGAUGGCUCUGAGUAAGUGUUUCGAUAAACAAUCAAGAGUUCGACUUGAAGUGGUCACAGUGUCCAACCAAGUGUCCGACAGUAGCAGCUGUAUAAAUAAAUACAACGACACAGACACAGAAGCGGUCAUGAUGUAUACAGUGUGAUCUUUUUUCUCACACUGCUGUAAAUUUGCUUGCAUUACUGUGCCGGUCUGAAAAGCGUCGAGCAUGCUAAUCCGUUGUAACGAUGAACUAUAACGAUUUUUCUAUAUUUUUGGUAUCUCGGGCUCACUAAGGAGACGUAACGGAGAACGUUUCAUCAUGCCAUAAAGUGCAGCUCAAGCGUCUGCACACGGACUUGGGAGUCAAAUCCAUUUUGGUGAUUUUUUUGAGUGUUACUCUGCCUUGGGCUCUUGAAUUUGUAAAAGGGUAUUUCAGUUUUUCCCGUCGGGCCCGUCACACGCGGCAACCACCCGUCUUAUUUAACACAGUGAAUUUCUGUAGCCCGUCUAUUAAGCUCAGCUUGUUGCUGCCCGGACAGCAAAGGUCAACCAUUUGUCUUUUUACAUAAGUGGUUUUUAAAACAACAUAUAGCUUUGAAAUUCAAAUUAUGUCACAGACUGAGGCAUUUAAAUAAAUAAUUUUUUUUAAAAAUGGCUCUUUUAAGAUCAUCCUGCUAGGUCUGUUGUGUAAAUACCCAUCAAUGAUUUAAAGCAACAACAAAAUAGAAGACGUAUGUAAUGAUAUAAAAAUUUGACAACUGUUAAGUAUAUUAGUCUCCUGAUGUAAUUGUUUUUAUUGGGUUUUCUUUUUUUACAUGUUGCACAGUCAGAUGAUCAAUUAAACACAUUUCAGCUUUAAAGGUGCUUUUACUGAUAUUUAUUACAUGUAGUUGAUUUUAAUGCCGUGGUAAUGGGAUCAUGAUCAUUUGGCUCCUGUUUUGUACCAGCACCGUGUGCAUGCGUGCAUGUGUGUGUGUGUGUGCGUGCGUGUGUGAUUGGUUGUUCCAGAUGAAGCAUUUUUGCAAGUUACUGUAUUAUUUUCUCGUCGUUUUUCUGCCUUUGUCUCUUUAAAAGGUAACUGGUUGUUUGUGUUUGAACAUUUAAUUUUUACUUAUGGAACUGUGCUUUUUGUUGAUGUUGAUAUUCCUUUGAUGUAGUAAAAUUAUUGUUUUUUUCUCUUUUGUCGAGGAUGAGAUGCACUGUCACUGAUGUUGUAACUGGGAACUUGUCUUUUCGAGAGGAUUUUGUUUUGGUUGGUGCAAAAAUAAACAUUACUUUUAAAUAGA